Molecule: messenger RNA, 3072 nt
Organism: Peronospora matthiolae
Lineage: Eukaryota; Oomycota; Peronosporomycetes; Peronosporales; Peronosporaceae
Source: the annotation of a GenBank genome assembly
AUGGCCGCCACCAACUGGCACGCACCUGAGGGACUCAGUGCCCUGCCUGAAGACGAGCGGCAGUACGACCAAACGCCCCUCACUUCUCACCAGUACCACCAACAGCUCUCGUCGGCCGCCGCGCCCGGCAAGAACUUGCUCUCGCCCGCUACGAUGAACGUCCAGAACGCCAUCAGUGAGCUCACGAAAGUCAAGGAACGCGAAGACCGGGGCAAGAUCUCGGUGCACGGAUGGAUGCACAAACAGGGCAGUCGCAAGUUCAAAGGCCCCGUGGCCAAGAGCUGGCGCAAGCGCUACUUUGCCCUGGAAGGAGCCAAGAUGUACUACUUCCACAACGACGUUGACUGUCGCAAGUACUUUAACUCGCGCAAUGGCGACUUGGUCGUGGGGGCCGUCGACUUGCGCGACGCGUUCAAGCUCGAACAGAGUGAACGACUGGACUUACCGGCUCGGGGGAUUGUCAUCCACACGCGCCAUCGCGCGUGGCUCGUGUGUCCCGAGACGGAUCAGGACUUUCGCAUGUGGUUUGACGCCCUGGAGUUUACCGUCAUGUCGGCGGGGUCCGGGAACGUCGUCAAGCGGGAUUUGCCGAACGUCCGGGUCUAUGAGAUGAAGGGCCGGUUCAGUUACCGCUUCUGGUACGUCAUCUUUGUGAUUACAGCACUCGUGGAACUAGCAGCGAUUGUGCUGUGGUUCCCCUUGGGGAUCGAACCUUGUGACCUCAAGUUCAAAGGCGACACGUGUGAAGAGAUUCAAUUGCUCUACGCUGACCCGCUGCAAUGUGGCGACAAGCCAUUUAAUGGCAUGUGGAACCCUCCCGAAUGGUACCAUUGGUCGGCCGGGAUCAAGUCGGUCCAGUGUUUCAAGGAACCGUAUAUCACCGACUGGGUCUCGUACUUUGUCUUCUAUCUGGCCGAGUUUAUCAGCAUUACACUCGGAUCACUGUACUACUUGGGUAUGUGGAAACCCGUCCGUCGAGGAGCUCGGUACCUACGUGACUUUGAGCCGCACUUUCCUCCUGAAAAGUGGCCGACUGUCGAUAUCUUGCUGUGUCACUACUCGGAACCAGCAGAUGAUACCAUUGCGACGCUCGAGAAGAUCAUGAACUUGGAUUACCCGCCGCAUCUUUUCCACGUCUGGAUCUGUGACGAUGGGUAUUGCAAGUCCAAAUGGGAUACUGGAGCUCUCGUACCGAAAGUCAGUGUCAAUACGGGAGUGAUUGAGAAUGCCGGUGAUGUUCGUCACGAGGUGGCGCAGUUCAUGUACGACCGCGUGUGUGAAUCCUAUGAGCUUGAAGUGGACGAGUGGCGAAAGGAACACACGACAGUCAAGAUGCCGACAGACGCGAAUCCGCGCUGUGUCAAUCGGGUCGACUGCUCGGUUGGCUCAGUGCGAGACGACUAUUUCUACCACGGCUUCCCUAAGCUGACGUUUGUAGGCCGCAUCAAGCCAGCUGUGCACCACUCGAAGGCUGGCAAUAUCAACAAUGUGCUCUACAAUGAAGGUGCUUGUGGUCGUUAUGCUAUCAUUCUGGAUAACGACAUGAAGCCGCACGAGAUGUUUAUCCAGGCCACGCUUCCGUUCUUUUUUGACGCGCCUCAGAACACCAAGAUCACACACUGUAGUGCUCCUGGCUGUGGUGACAUUGGAAAGAUCUGUUGUGCACUGUGCCAAGCUGCGGGUGUGCCUGAAGCUCAGAUCAUGUACUGCUCGAAGGAUUGCUACAAUGCAUCGGGCCACGUCAAGUCAAGUGUCCACCGCCGUCAGACGCAGAACACCAUGUCGGAGCGUAUGAUGUGUGCUAGCUGUGGUGGCAAGAUUAACCAGUCGAAGGGGUUGUGCCGCAAAUGCAAUCGUGCAGUUAGUCGACGUAACAGCAAGCAGUUUGUUGGUGUGUCGGCCGAUGAUUACUCGGACCACGUUUCGGUGAACCAAGUUGGCUACGUGCAGACCCCGCAAUACUUUGAAGACUGUCUGCAGCUGCGUCUCGGUGACGCCUGUUGUCACCGAAACUCGACGUUCUUUGAUUCAGCGCAGACUGGUAUGGACGGAUACGAUUGUGCCUCUUUUGCGGGCACGAACGCUAUCUUUCGUCGGGAAGCUCUGGACUCGGUGUGUGGCGUUCAGUACGGCUCGUUGACGGAAGAUGCUUUCACGGGCAAAAUGAUGGUUGACAAGGGAUGGAAGGGCUACUACUUCCGUAAGGAUCUCGAAGGUGAGGAGGCUGACCGUAUCCGUCUUGCUGAAGGUGCCGUGCCGGAAUCUGUAGCUGCUGCUCUGGCCCAGCGAAAGCGAUGGGCGAAGGGCAAUUUUCAGAUUUUCCUGCGCAACAAGAAGAGUUUGGUGGAUCCCGAGUGGCCGCAACCCGAAGUGGAGCUGCCACCGAAACGCAAGAUCAACAAGUUCAUGCGCUGGGUGUUCUUCAUCAAUCUCACCGUGUACCCGAUCGGAUCGUUUCCAGCCAUUUUCUUCUUCUACGUCACGACGUAUUUCCUGUAUACUGGCCAAGCUCCGAUCUACACGUCUGGUUUGCGUCUACUGAUGGCCCUUGUGCCGAAGAUUGUGGCACAAAGUAUACUGUCGGCUUUGUCAAACCGCACGGUGGAUAACGAUGAUGUGCUGCGGAGUCAACAGACGUGGUUUUCGUACGCGUUUGUGCACGUCAUGGCUGUUUUUGAGACCAUCUAUUGGAAGUUCACGGGCAAAGAGGCGACAUGGGCCAAUACUGGUGCUCUCGGUGGCAACAGCAUCAUGGAGCUACCGAACUUGAUUGUGUUCAUGGUCAUUGUCUUUGGUAUGCUGUGGGAUUCGGUGCGCUUUUUCGCGGGUUAUAACACUGCGUCUACGACCCACGGCACUCCGCUCUUCUUCGCUUCGUUGUACUUGGGUGGGUUUAUCGCCAAUCAAUUGUGGCCCAUGGUGCGGAUGAGCGUGCAGACUUACUUUGGAUGGAGUCACAAGAGUUUGACGGAUCAGGGUAACAUCGUCGGCAGCUUCUCGCUUGCUUGUAUGCUCUUUAUCCUUUGUAUCUGGGUGUACGUCGAAUCGCCGAACCGAUCCAUUUUCGGAUGA